AUGACUACUAAUUCGUCGAGUGGAGAAGGGGGAUAUUGUGAUGAGGAUAGCGAAGUGUUUGAAAUCAACGAUUUCACUGUGAUCACAUCGUUGGAAAGCUUCAUCGUUGGCUUGGAAGCAGCAAUGUAUUCUUGGGGUGUGGAGAAGAAAUCGUCUAGCAACAACCGCUUUACAAUCAACAAAAGUUUGAUUGCACAAUGUGAAUGGGAUUCGAAGUCUGUUAAAGUUAUAUUCGGUGAUAAUAAUGCCCUAAAGCUGUCUUAUUAUUGGCCAAAAAACUUGGAACGUAUUGUUGAAGAACCGCGUAAAUCCAUAUCUGAGGAUCCACCAUCAUCAACUGGUAACACUUCGAAUGGCGACUACAUGUCGAAUGCGGCAAAACUUUUAUUAGCCACCGAACUAGAUUUUUGUCCUGGUUCGAUCAUCACUAAUCAGUUUGGUGUGUUGGAGUUUUUAUUGUUGACACCAUUCGAUUGGUCGACAGAUAAAGUGGUGAAUGAAAAUCAGUUGAAUACAAUCUUAUCGGCUGUGAACAUAGCACUCACCACUACUGAAUGUAUUGAGAUGAAUUUGGUUGAAUGUUGUUUCAGCGAAUUACCAGUGUUCGUGCAGUAUGGAGAUUUAGAUCGACAGUUAUAUUUUGGUGUUUGUCAAAAUCAUUCAGUACGAACGUACUUUGAUUCGGUUCAUUUGAGACGUUUACAAUCGAUUCACAGUCAUCUUUCGGGCUUGAUUGAGCUCUUCGUCGAUAAAGUGAAAUGUUCCCUUAUGGAUACACAUACAAUUCGUGUAUCCAUUCAAAUCGACUAUAAGUUACAGGAAGCAUUGGACGUCAAUAGUGCACAAGCGUGGUCAUCGUAUGCGCUGAUCGAUCGAAUGGUCACCCCGAAUGAACUUUUCGUAGGCAAUAUUCCACGUUUGCCGUUUGGUGCCGAAUCAGAUAUACUCGAGGUCUUUAAUUUACAUGCGAUAUGGCCAAAUUUGAGACAAGAAACGCUGAACGAGAAUGACGUUUAUUCGGAUCUCGACCCAUUAACAGCACCAUUUUGGUGUGCCUCAGCAUCGUUUCAAGACGGCACCGCUUGCUUGAUGAAUUUGGCCCUCAAAACUUUAUUCGAUACGGCAUCAGGGAGGGAAGGCCGCCUCCACUUAUCGGGUGUUUUGGGUGUGGGUGCCGACGGCAACUCGUUAUCUGCUGAAUCAGCGCUGUCCUCGAUUACCGAACCACGAAGUCUUUCGAUCACGAAUCCAGCUGGAUUGGUCGAUGAAGUUCUUGCGAUAUCAAAGAACGAUCUGACUCGUUGGAUCAACGCAAUUUUCACGAACGGCAGUGAAUCGUCGCUAGAAGAUGAGGAAAUGCAAUCACCAUCGAGUAGAAUGACACCGCCCAUCGCGAACGAUCGUAAAGCAACUGCACCAGGUGAAGCAGUCAAAGAACAGUCGCCGUCUGUUGAAGUACCGAAAAUCAGUCGUUUGGAAAAUGAUGAUGAAGUCGAUAGAAUGAAGUGGAUUUACAACAAAUGCAUGGCUACGUUGAGUCAUUCGAAAGCAGCACCUAUGGAUAGUCUGGCAAGUCGUAUCUCGACGGCAUUGGUCUACAUACUCUGCUAUCAUGAGGGUGGAACGACUGCUUUUGCACAGCUUUGGAAUGAAGUCAUUUUGGAACUUCGAAGACGAUGGAUGUGCGGCGAAACAUUGCCUGGUAUGGAUUCAGAGACGAUCCCCGACUUAUCGCAAUCAUAUUUACAACAAAAACUACAAAUGCUUCAAAGUUGUAUCAACGCACGUGCACGCCAUCAUAAACUCUUGGACGACAACGUAUCCUCAUCGGAUAUUUCGAGUGAGUGUCAUUUAUUUCAUUUGUGA
This is a messenger RNA of Anisakis simplex (herring worm), 1866 nucleotides long. NCBI's taxonomy places the organism in Eukaryota, Metazoa, Nematoda, Chromadorea, Rhabditida, Anisakidae. The record is from the annotation of a GenBank genome assembly.